Messenger RNA from Scatophagus argus, 2101 nucleotides. RefSeq names its product coilin p80 (gene coil). Gene Ontology annotation, biological process: spliceosomal snRNP assembly. The coding region runs from base 72 to 1664 and encodes 530 amino acids. The record is from RefSeq and is a predicted model, not a curated record. NCBI's taxonomy places the organism in Eukaryota, Metazoa, Chordata, Actinopteri, Scatophagidae. The transcript is spliced from 7 exons. Gene Ontology annotation, cellular component: Cajal body. Gene Ontology annotation, molecular function: U1 snRNA binding; U2 snRNA binding.
UCGGAAACACUAUUCUUGUUGCCGGCGGAGCACGAGCUGCAUACAUAUGUUUUGAUGUUAGGCUUGCAGGCAUGGCCACUCACAGUAAUAACUUUAUCCGCGUACGUUUACACUUUGACUACCCGCCGCCUGCUGUGAUUGAUUGCCGCAUGUGCUGGCUGCUCGUGGACUUGAACACAUGUCGCGUGGUGGCGGACCUGGAGAGUAUCAUCAGAGAGAAGUUCGAGUUCAGCCGUGGAAGCAUCCUCAACCUCUACAUAGAAGACUGCUACCUGCCGCACACGGAGAGCAUCUAUGUGGUGCGAGAAAACGACAGCGUCAAAGUGAAGGUGAGCUAUUUGGCUCCAGUGAUUGGAAACGGCAGCUUUCCUGUUCAAGCAAGUGAAAACUGCAGAAAGAGACAGAGACCCAGAGAGGAGGAAGGGCCAGGGGAAAAUGGAGUGAGUGUGGAGAGGAAGGAAAAGAAGAGGAGAAAAAGGAGCGAGGGGAAGGAGGCCAAGCAGGCUUCAGGUGAUGAGAGGAAUAAGAACUCACAAGAAAAGUGCACAGAGAAGAAGAAGAAGAAGAAAAAGAAGAAGGCACAGGAGAAGGCUCCUACUGUCACCCCCAAAUCAACUGCCUGUGCCAAAAACACCCCAGUAAAGGUACACCAGCCAGUUAAAAGCAACAAGAAGCCUCCAGUGGCACAAAAUGUCUCCUCUUCAGAUUCCAGUAGCAGCAGUAGUGAGGAAGAAGAAGCACCAAAAAAAACAGCUGCUCAAAAACCAGCACUCAAAACACACUCCUCCACCCCCGCUGCUCCCAAGGCACAUAAACUCACCAUACCCACCCAGACAAAACCACGUCCUCCAUCGUCUUCCUCUUCAGAAACUGUCUCCUCUUCUGAUGAGGCCACCAGUGCGAACCCCUCGUCAAAGAACAAACCUUUAACGUCCACAACCCCAACAGAAAGCGAUAAUUCAAAACCUCAGCAGGCUUCUCAUGUCCUGCAGCCCACAAACUGUGCACAGAAACAACCUGCAAGCGUAGCGGUGCCUACCUGUGACAAAAAUGUGAAAUCUUGUACCCCAAGCAGCGAAGAGGAGAUCGAGCUCGUUAUCCGAAGGCCAGUGCACCAGCUGGCCGGCGGCGCAGGUAGUGAGGCUUGGAGAGGCCGUGGCAGGGGAAAGAACAGGCGUGGUGGCCGUGGAGAGACGAGAUGGGGUGAAGGCAGAGGGGGAAUCAGAGGGCAGAAUGGCAGCUUUGAGUUCAACUAUAACGGAGCCAAGGAGCCAUCCUACCAGACCGACUCACUCAGCAACAAGUCAGUGGUCCUCCAGAAUAAAGCAGAAAGUACUCCCAAACAGGACUACAGCUCUAUGCCCCUGCUAGCUGCCCCUCCACAGGUGGGGCAGAAGAUUGCCUUCAAGUUACUGGAGCUUACUGAGAACUAUACACCUGAGGUGUCAGAAUAUAAGGAGGGAAAGAUUGUGAGCUUUGACCACACCACCAAGCAGAUUGAGCUGGAACUACAGAAUGCAUCUCUAUCUCCUGUAGAGCCUGGCAAGUUUGACCUGGUCUAUCAGAACCCGGAUGGCUCGGAGAGAGUGGAGUAUGCAGUGUCCAGAAGCUCUCGGGUGACAGAACGGUGGGACUCCCUGCUGGAACCGAGGCUGAUCAUUUGAAGCUGUCCAAACAGUGACUUUGAACAUGGCCCCAGUUUGGCAAGAUGGAUUUCCCUCAGAUGAACUCUAUUUAAGGAUCCUUUAAGUUGUACUUUGUUAAAAUGGGAGUCACUGCUUUACAUUGGAUCUCACAGCUAAGGCGUAUAAUUUUGGAUGAUUAUAUUUUCCUCUCUGUGCUACCAAAUAAGUCAUCGCUGCACAGAAAUACUGCGUUGCAAAGUACAGGCAUAUUACCGAAAAUCUAAUAAUUGUUCCAUUUAAAUUGGGGUUGGAUAUGAACUUUUUUUUUUUUUUUUUUUUUUUCUUUAGUAUGUUGAUAGGAUGAGUGGUUGUUUCCAAGACUGGGACAUAAUGGUUUUAUGUUUUUUACAAUGAUGUGACUGUUUAUCAGUCUUGUUUAAACUGUUUUUUUUAAUAAAACAUCUCCUGCUUUAGAU